AUGUGCGGCCAUUAUGGAGUGGAUGCCAAUGGCAUAGUUAGUUUUGACGCCAAGUAUCCCACCAAAUGGGGCAGCCGGCUCUCGCGUUGCGAAAUUGCACUUGCCUUCUCCCUUUUAGGCGGCAAGGAGGAUUCGGGACUGGUGAAGAGCAACGGCGGCGAGACGGGAGGCAGCGGCGGUCUGCAGGUGCUGGACACCCUACACGGCGGCAACCACGGCCAGAACGCUGGAGUAGAAGGCGGCGGUGGCGGCGGAUCCGGCAACGAGAAACCUGUCAAACAGAAGCGGCACCGGACCCGGUUCACGCCGGCUCAGCUCCAGGAACUCGAGAGGAGCUUCUCCAAGACCCACUACCCCGACAUAUUCAUGAGGGAGGAGCUGGCCAUGCGGAUAGGGCUCACAGAAUCCAGGGUUCAGGUAUGGUUCCAGAACCGGCGAGCCAAAUGGAAGAAGCGCAAGAAGACGACAAACGUGUUCCGCAGCCCAGGCGCCCUCCUGCCCUCUCACUCGCUGCCGCCCUUCGGAUCCAUGGGCGACGGAUUCUGUUCCUUCGGGGCGGCCACAGACACCCGGUGGCCCAUGUCUCAGAUGGGUUCUCCGCCGGGGCUGCAACUCGGGCCGCCCUCACUCUCCAGGCAGCCAGCCCUGGCACAGUCCCUCUCCCAGCACAGCGCGGCCGCCGCCAUGGGAGCCAUGAAUCAAUACAUGGCUGUGCAGGCGUCGACCCAGCUGGCCCCCAACUCGCUGCCCUCCAUCACGACGAGCUCCUGCUCCCCGAUGUACCAGUCCCCGAUGUACGGCGGCCUCAACUCCCUGGGCCCCGCCGCCACGGCGGCUCCUGCGCCGGGGCUCGCGCCCGUUUCCGCCGGCGGAAUGCCGCCGCCGUCCGGCGCGACUCCGCCCGGCUCUGGCGGCUCUGCCUCGCCGCCGCAGCUCGCCUGCGCCAUGGGCGGCGAGAGCGGCGACAUGUGGCGCGGAACCAGCAUCGCCUCGCUGCGGCGGAAGGCGCUCGAGCACACCGCCUCCAUGGCCGUCUUCAGGUGA
Uloborus diversus is the source of this 1044-nucleotide messenger RNA. Its product is annotated as homeobox protein orthopedia-like. Bases 1 to 1044 code for a protein of 347 amino acids. Gene Ontology annotation, biological process: neuron differentiation; regulation of DNA-templated transcription. Lineage: Eukaryota; Metazoa; Arthropoda; Arachnida; Araneae; Uloboridae. Gene Ontology annotation, molecular function: DNA binding; DNA-binding transcription factor activity, RNA polymerase II-specific. The record is from RefSeq and is a predicted model, not a curated record. The transcript is spliced from 4 exons.